CUCAGACCGUCUUUUCUUCUUGUUCGUGCAUGGAAAACAGUUUGUGUGAGGGAAAAAAAGUUGAAAAUUGAUACAGUACAGUAUUGCUUUUUACAGCAAAGAAUAAUUGAAAAAUGUUGGUCGAAUCGCGAAUUUCCCUCACUCUUUUCUCCGUCUUGCUCUGCGGCUAUUUUUCAACAUCCCGAGUGAUGGCAUACGACUGCUACGUGUGCUCGGACCUGGACGGCUGGUCAACGAAUCGGAUCGUCAACACAGGUGGCGAUACCAACAACAACAAGAAUGAGGCCAGCUCAACUGGGCCAGCAGCCCCAGGAGCUCGGGCCACCAACGAGGACCCGUGCAAGCAGUUCGACGACAACGACGAGAGCCUCGUGGGCAGCAACAUCACCUACUAUGGCCGUCUGCAGGGUGUGCAGGCCGACGAGAGCUGCAUUGUGCUCUUUGACAACAAAGUAAAAUCUUGGAGAGGUAAGUGGAAAAGAACCACGUGCUGGAGGAGA
Notodromas monacha is the source of this 500-nucleotide messenger RNA. The record is from the annotation of a GenBank genome assembly. NCBI's taxonomy places the organism in Eukaryota, Metazoa, Arthropoda, Ostracoda, Podocopida, Cyprididae.